AAGAAGAGGAGCUCCAUACACACCAUAAUCCUCUCUCCCAAAACCAACCCCCAUCAACCCAACACCCACACGCCCCCCGCCGCCGCGCCGCUUCUCUCUCUAUAGAACUGUAACUUGCAAGAAACCUCUCUUAUACGAUGUUGCCACCCACUUCUGUUGUAGCGGUCUUGGUAUAGCAAAACUGGAGUGACUACUGCAAGUUUAAAUCGAUGGCCACUCAGGCACCUAACGGAUCAAAGGGUACAAUUGGGCUGAGUAAGUAUACUUAUAAAGAGCUAGCAAAAGCAACUGGCAAGUUCUCCAACCAGUUCCACCUUGGCGAGGGUGGUUUUGGUCAAGUCUUUUGGGCUUUCCUAGACGAUGAAAUCCGUGCUAUCAAGAAACUAAGGUAUCUUCCCGAUGUACAGAAAGAAGAAUUGGAGCACGAGAUCAGGGUCAUUAGCAGUGUCAGUCACAAAAAUCUUGUUAAACUGGUUGGAUACUGCAUUGACGGAGCCAAUGGAUUGCUUGUUUUAGAGUAUCUUCCCAAUGGGUCCUUGAAGUCUCAUUUACAUGGAAAAAACAUUUUAGAUUGGUCAAAAAGAAUCGAUAUCGCCAAAGGCUGUGCUCUUGGAUUAGAAUAUCUGCACAAUCACUGUGAGCGAACCCCCAUCAUACACCAAGAUAUCAAAUCAGAUAAUAUUCUUCUUAAUAAAAAUUUUAAACCAAAGCUUGCAGAUUUCGGACUUGCCUUGUACUUUCCGGAUAGUAUUACUCAUCUUUCUAGAACGAUUAAAGGGACUGAAGUUUAUAUGGAUCCAGAAUAUUCUGGAAAGGUUUCUACUAAGUCAGAUGUCUACUCUUUCGGUGUGGUACUUCUAGAGUUGAUUACGGGGAGAGAACCUUUACAUGAAGGCGUUAAAAUCGUUGAUUGGGCAAAGACUCGAAUUACGCAGGCUUUGAAAGGAGAUUAUAAGGACUUUGUUGAUGUCAGAUUGCAAAAGUAUGAUAAAGGAGAAAUGGAAAAAAUAAUAUAUUGUGCCAAAGGUUGUGUAUAUAACCCACCAGAGUUUCGUCCAUCAAUGAGAGAGAUUGUUCGAUUUCUUGAAGGAGCUAAGCUUGAAAAGAAUUUAUGGAUUGAGAAGAUUGAUAACGAAAUGCGACGCAGUACUAUAAAUAGAGAUGCUUCAUCGAGUGGCAUUGAGAGGCUCGAAAUUCACAAGCCGGAAAUAUUUACUUAUGAACAACUAACAAAGGCGACUGAAGGUUUCUCCAUGAAAAACCUUCUUGGCAAGGGUAGUUUAGGUCAAGUUUAUAAGGGAUACCUAAUCAAUCAUGAGGUGACAGUCAAGAAAUUUUCACAUAUGCCUCGAAAGCAAGAAGAUGCGUUCGAGAAAAUGAAAGCCAUUUGUAGUAGCGUCCAUCACAACAAUCUUGUUAAGCUGAUUGGAUACUGCGAUGAAGGAGGCAAUAAACUACUUGUUUUUGAGUUCGUUUCAGAGGACAAAUCCUUGAGAUCUCAUUUACAUGCAGGAAAUGCGAGAUCAACGGUGGAUUGGCCAACCAGAAUGGAGAUCGCCUUAGGCAUUGCAAAAGGAUUGGUAGAUCUACAUGAACAAUAUAAACGUUGGAACAUAUACGAGCAUUUCAAGGAUGAUAGUAUCUUUCUUGACGGAAAUUUUCAAUUAAAGUUUGCAGAGUAUGGACGUGCCAAGUUUCUCUCAACAUAUGUUGGUUUUACGCCUUCUACAUAUGCCAAGACCGAUGUUUAUUUCUUUGGUGCAAUUCUUUUGGAGCUAAUCACUGGAAAGCAACCUAAUGAUGACAUUAGCAUAGUUGAAUGGGCGGAAUCUGUGCCCGGAGAUCGUUUGCUGCAUGGCGAGUAUGAUUUUGUUGACAAGAAAUUGCAGAACAAUUUUGAUGAAAAUAAAAUGAUUCGAAUGAUUAAAUGCGCUUUAGCCUGUGUACGUCGUUUCCCUCAAGAGCGACCACAAAUGAGUCGGGUGGUGGAAGUUUUAGCAGGGAACAUUAAUCCAGAAUAUCUCUAGAGUGGAGAACAACAAUUUAUAAAAAAAUAAAUAUGUACUUAUAGUUAUCUUCUGAUGGUCCCUUUAAAUCAAAGACAUACCGUUGCGGGAGCCUUCUUCCUCA
Hevea brasiliensis (rubber tree) is the source of this 2130-nucleotide messenger RNA. Its product is annotated as proline-rich receptor-like protein kinase PERK15. Gene Ontology annotation, molecular function: ATP binding; protein kinase activity. NCBI's taxonomy places the organism in Eukaryota, Viridiplantae, Streptophyta, Magnoliopsida, Malpighiales, Euphorbiaceae. Gene Ontology annotation, biological process: protein phosphorylation. The coding region runs from base 210 to 2027 and encodes 605 amino acids. The transcript is spliced from 15 exons. The record is from RefSeq and is a predicted model, not a curated record.